Prinia subflava (tawny-flanked prinia) is the source of this 3970-nucleotide messenger RNA. It is a transcript of the gene RIPOR3, whose product is annotated as RIPOR family member 3. The record is from RefSeq and is a predicted model, not a curated record. The transcript is spliced from 22 exons. Bases 5 to 3094 code for a protein of 1029 amino acids. NCBI's taxonomy places the organism in Eukaryota, Metazoa, Chordata, Aves, Passeriformes, Cisticolidae.
AUGGAUGAGCCACAGCAGGAGCCAGGUGCUGUGCCCAGGCAGGGACAUGUUUUAUGUGUGGUGUUUGCAGAAGGCCCGGCCAGGCGUUGCUCAGGAGAGGUGUGAGUGGGUGAGACAGGAGCAGGGAGAUCCCAGCCUGCGUUCUGCAUGGCAGUGUCACCUCCUCCUGCCACGGUCACCUGGAAGGUGUCUGGAGAAGGGAGCUCAGCCCCAGGAGCAGCGCCUGCCUGCAGAAGAAAGAAGGAGGAGCAGCAGCCCCUGGCCCGGAGCCAUGUCGGUGAAGCUCACGUUCGUGUCCCCUGGGGACGGGGGUGGCAUCAGCAGGAGCUGCUCCUUCACUGGCUUCAGCACUGUGCAGAGCAGGAAACUGGCCAAGGCCCUCAGCAGAAGCUCGGUGAGGUCGAGGAUGUCACUGAAGCCCCCCAAGGCCUACAACUCCCUGCAGAAGGGGGCUCUCGUCUGGGACCCACAGCCGCUGCAGGUGAAGAAAAUUUUUGAAGCUUUGAAGAAAGGACUUAAUGAGUACCUGGAGGCACAUCAGGCUGAGCUGGAUUACCUCUCUGGUCGGCACAAAGACACAAAAAGGAACUCCAGAUUGGCUUUCUACUAUGACCUGGACAAGCAAAUCCGCUCUGUGGAGAGAUACAUCAGGAAAUUGGAGUUUCACAUUAGCAAGGUAGAGGAGCUCUAUGAAGCGUACUGCAUCCAGUGCAGGCUGAGGGAUGGGGCCACCAACAUGAAACAAGCCUUCUCCCUGUCCCCUUCCACCAAAGCCUCCAGGGAGAGCCUGGUGGAGCUCUACAAGAACGUCCAGGAGUGCACAGAGGACAUGUGCUUCAUCGAGGGGGCUCUGGAGGUGCACCUGGGGGAGUUCCACGUGAAGAUGAAAGGGCUGGUGGGCUUUGCUCGUCUCUGCCCAGGAGACCAAUAUGAGGUGUUUGUGAGACUGGGGCGCCAAAAAUGGAGGCUGAAAGGCAAAAUUGAGACUGAUGACAGCCAAACGUGGGAUGAGGAAGAAAAGAUUUUUAUACCAAAUCUGCAUGAGAACUUUGAAAUCAAGGUGACAGAGCUGCGGGGCCUGGCCACCAUCCUGGUGGGGGUGGUGACCUGCGACAGCAUCAACUUCUUCAGCACCAAGCCCCAGGCCAUCAUCGUGGACAUCACCGAGCUGGGCACCAUCAAGCUGCGCCUGGAGGUGCUCUGGAACCCCUUUGACUCAGAGAACCUGUUUCUGUCGCCUGGAAGCACUGCCAAGUUUUCUGUGGGCAGCAGGAAGAGCUCCUUGUACAACUGGACCCCCCCAAACACGCCCAGCUUCAGAGAGAGGUAUUACCUGUCUGUCCUGCAGCAGCGGCAGAGCCCGGGGGCUGCGGGGGAGGACCCCCGGCCCCCCAGCAUCCUGAGCUACUUGGCCGCCUGCGAUUUCGGUGUCCCCGGGAGGAACAAGCCCCACAGCGCUGCGGAGACCAGCGAGGGAGACUCGUUGAGCUGGGAGGAUCAGAAAGGGGCGGAAUCCCGGAGCACAACCCCGGCCCUGGAGCUCCGGGCGCUGCCGCCGCUGGUGGCUCAGGAGGCCGGAGCGGAGCCGCAGCAUCCCCUGCCCGCUCACAGCACUCUGGACAUCCUGAAGAAGACCCCGUGUGCGGAUGGGUUCCCAAGCCCCUCCAGCCUCCCCACCCGUCACAGAGGCGGGGGAGACUCCUUCGGCCAGCCCCGGGAUCGCCGCCUGGCAGAGCAGGAGAACAUCAGCCAGCAAAGCUGGAACGCCGCACACGACCCCAGGGCGGACGGGCGUGCGAGGUCCAUGGACAGGACCCUGCAGGAGGUGUUAAAUCUGCUGAGACCGCGCCGGGACGGGCAAGCCCAGCUGCAGAAACUGGAGUGCCAGGUUUCGUCCCUGAGGGACAAGCUGAAGCUAAAGACACUCCACAAACAUUCCUCCAUGGAGAGUCUGAUGGUGGAGACGGUGCUGGAGAGUUUUGAUUUCCUGAACGCUGACUGCAGCGCUGACGAGCUGUCCUUGUUCGGGAGCAUCAGGACGGGCAGUGGCAGCACAUACAACAGCAACGUGCUCCAGUCCCUGAGCUGUGACACGAGGCCAGAGGCACAGGAUGUCACUACUGGGGAUGACAACCUAGACCUGCUCUUGAUAACACACCUGAGGCUGUGCAAAGGUCUCCUGCAGAAACUGAGGAGACCUAAUGUAGCCCCGGUGGUCCAGGAGAGCAUUUUGGAAGAAGUGUCAGAGCAGACACGAGUGCUGGGGGAUGUUCUGGAUCUGUCUGUGGAGAAAAUUAUUCAGAAGACUAAAAAGAAGAAGCAGUAUCUGAAAAUCUGGAGUGAUCUCGCAGAGCCUGGCAGCAGCAUCCUGGUGACCUCAGCAGAAAGGUUCCGCCAUGCACUGAAAUACACAAUGAUGCUCAAAGUGAAGGAGAAGUACCCCAGCCACCUGGAGACAGUGCUGCAGAGGCUGCUGGAGCAGAUCCUCACCUGCCAGGGGCUGCUGCCCUGCUCCCACUGCCAGACGGAGCCGGUGACGCUGUUCCAGUUCUGCCGUUACCUGGACAGGCAGCGCGUGGGCAGCCUGGAGAAACACCUGGCACAGCUGGCUAAAGAAGUGAUGCUGAUCGAGGAGCUGCAGUGCCCCGGGAGGCUGAAGACGCUGAAGAGGCUGAAGGGGAAGCGGCUGAGCCGGCUGCAGCCGCUGCCGCGGACGCUGCGGCUGCUCGGGCUGCUGCAGCUGGACGAGAACCACCGAGUGAGCAAAGCGGCCACGGCGUGCCUGGCCCGGGCCGGCGGCAGCGGCAGCGUCCGGGCCAGGGCUGUCCUGUUCUACAGCGAUGCCCUGUCGGGCUGUGACGCGAGGCUGCAGCAGGCUGCGUGUCUGGCCCUGAAGAACCUCCGGGCUGUGGAGAGCAUCGAGCCCAUUGCCCACCUGUGCCAGUCGGAAACAGAGGAAGUCAGGAACGCCGCCAGAGAAACCACGCUGUCCUUUGGGGAACGGGGCCGACAAGCCUUUGAGAAGAUGGACAGGAUCUGCUGUGAGCUGAGAGAAACAGCUCAGGAGGCUGAGAUUGAAAUCACAGUGUUCUAGCAGUGGAAUGUGAGGAGCUGGAUCCCACCGUCCUCACAGCCACACGGGUACCUGAGGGUUUGGUUUUGUGUGAUUUCCUCCUGUUCUGUUCUGUCCCUGCUGCCUCCUGCCCCAGGACAGGGUUAUUUCCAAAGGAGACACUGUGAUCUCCAGGAUGCAGCCUGGAAUGUGUUUUCUCAGUCUCUAGCACACGAUGAAAUAGCAAGUGCUGGACAGUGAAAACUGAGAUCUCUCAGAAUGUGGAUCCAGGCCAUAACUGGAGUUAAAAUCUCCACCUUGCUGGAAUUAGCUGCCCCUGCUCCAACUCUGUCCAAUACGAUCUGUUUUCCCAGGAAGUGAUUUAUUAAUUUGGCAUUCCCCAAGGAGAGAAAUGAUCACUCUCCCAGUCCAUCAACUGGGAGAACAAAUUAGAACAAAUCCAGCACCAUUGCUUGGUGGAUUCCUUUGCAGUUUAGCUGCAGAAGGAAAACCUGGUACUGCCUGAGUCACUUUCUUUGUACCUGCUGCAGCUCAGGCCGGGUCCAGCAGGGCUGACAGGCUCUGUAAGGGGUGUGUGUGCUCAGCAGCAGGGGCUGCAGGGGGUUUGCCAUCUCAGGUCUGACUGAGGGAGGGACAGGUUUGUAUUUUAAAUUCGGAAUUCAGUCACAGACCAAGACUUCUCCUCCUCACCCCCCCGUGGCUGGGCUGGUCCCCCAGCCUGGCUGGCAGGGGGCCCAUGGGGAGCAGCCUGGCUUCAGGUGCAAUACUUGAAAGGGUUGGGCUUGUGUGUACAUAUUUAUAUAUAUAUAUAUAUACACACAUAAAACUUUUCUAUUUGGUAUUUAUUUGUUGGAUUUCAUACUGUUUUCUAAAGUUCUAAUAAACCAUUUGAGACAA